Molecule: messenger RNA, 2829 nt
Organism: Lottia gigantea (owl limpet)
Lineage: Eukaryota; Metazoa; Mollusca; Gastropoda; Lottiidae
Exons: 24
Coding region: 154-2829 (891 amino acids)
Biological process (GO): cilium assembly
Cellular component (GO): cytoplasm; ciliary basal body
Source: RefSeq, a predicted model, not a curated record
AAAUGGCGUUGUUUUGAGAUGGCAACGAAAAUUUAAAAUUUGUUUUUGCAACAAUGUGUUUAUAAGUGACAUUUAAGAAUCAAAUUUUUGAGUAUCGCACCCUGAAAUAUGAGUAUAGAGCAAUAGAAGUUGAAAACUGCAACAAAAUUUAAAAUGGCAACAGUCUACAUGAAUGCCCCGUCCACUAGUUUUGGUGGUGUUGGUGGUUUCAAUCCUCACCAGACUGCACCAGGUGCAAAUGGUAAAAAUGGCAACUUUGCAUUCAAGAAGAGAUUUGAACAUAUUGAUUGGAGAAAAAUAGCUUCAAUAGAUGUAGAUCAAAUUUCAAGAACAUUAGAUUUUAAUGCAUUACAAGAAAACAUCAUGAAUUUAACUUUCUGUAAUAUUGAAAGUGAAUUGGAUAUGAGAAUGGUGGAUCCAAAUUUUGUCAAACUUUUUAAAUUAGCCCAGUUUACUAUUGAAUAUUUAUUGCACUCUCAAGAUUAUUUGGCUGGUAUAGUAGCAGCUUCAGAAGAGAAAGUCAAACUAACAGAACAGGAAAUGAUAAAAUUAAAAGAAGAACUUGAGAAAUUAAAAGAAGAAUUAACAGAAAGUAAGAAAGAAUCUCAUAAAAGAAAGAAAUUAUUAAUAGCACAACAACAAAUGAUACAUUCUGGUUCUGAUAGUUAUAAUAAGUGUCCUUUCUGUUCCAAAGCCUUUUUGAAUGCUUCUUUUCUUCAAUCUCACAUAUUUCGCCGCCAUCACGAAUUCUCUUCUAAAGCUUCGAGUUCUGAACCCCAUCAGUUAUCUGGGGGUAGUAUGAAUAAAACUCUAGAAGCUGAAUUAAAUAAUAUUAAAGACAGAUUACAUAGGACUGAAGCAGCUUUAAAAGAAGAAAAGAAAGUUAACAGAUCUUUAAAGAGUAGUUUAAAGGAUGGUGAUAGAUCUAUAGUUAAUAUAUCUAGUGAUGUUUAUAAUGAUGUACAGCAACAUGAAAUAGAUGAAAUGAGAAAAAUGUAUGAAAGAGAAAUAAGAGAAGUUAAUAUGAAAUUACAGGCAUCAGAAAGAGCUUUAAUAGAUGGUCAUAGAUCUAAUCUAGGAGAUAUGCAAGAUGAUGAUGAUGAUAGAAGAGCUAUUAAAAGACAGAGAGAAGACGCAGCCAUUUUGAAGGAACAGCUACAAGAGCAGUUAAAUAAUGUAGAAAAACAAAUGUCCAUCAAAUUAGAAAAACAAGAAAGAAAAUGGUCAAAGAAAGUACAGAAUAUGUCUAAACAGCAUGCAGAUGAACUUCAUAAAUUAAACAAUGCAUUAGAGGAUACAAACAUGGCUUUAAUAGAAAGUAAAGCUCAUAGUGAGCCUCAUGUAGAAAAACAACUGAGAGAAAAUGAAGAUCUAGUUAGAAAAUCAAGAGAACAAGAGAAAAUGUUGAAUUCUCUUGAAGAAGAAAUGAUAAGAACUGAAGAAUUAAGAAAAUCGGCAGAAUUUAAAAGAAAACAAGUAGAAAGAGAGAGAAGAAUCAGGAAUGAGACAGUGGUAGAAACAUUUACAAGUAAACAAUCUACAUCACCACAACAUCAUUCACCUGUCAACACUAGAACAUCACCAUCAAGGAGGUCACCAGGUAGAAAAUCACCAGCUGAGACUAGAAAGGCUAGAGUUAGUAUGUAUCCUAGUGAUGAUGAGGAUGAAGAGAGCACUGCAACAGGUUUAUUAACUGGUACUGGUAGUUUUAAAGGUACUGGAACUCUAGGUUCUUCUCUUGGGUCAGCUUUAGGUACAAGAGAAUUUGUUGAUAAGAUACGUCAAAAUAUUACAAUAGAUAUGAUGGGGAAGGAAUUUGAUGCAUUUUUGAAUGAGAAACUAGGAAAGAUUGGUGUAGAUCCUAAACAUCCUUAUAUAAGUGACAGAGUGAGAGAUAAUAAAUUAGCCAUGUUAAAAACACAGAGACAGUCACUAGAGAGGAAAUAUGUAGAUUUUGCCCGUCUGAGACAACGUCUAGAUAUGGAAGCUACUAGUAAAGCUAAAGAGAAGAUGAGAGAAAUGCAACGUUCUCCUGCAACAGGAUCUAGAACAUUUCAAGGAUCAAGAAAUCCAUCUCCAGCACAAACUGGUAAUAGAAGAACUUUCCCACAACCAUCUACAUCAUCUGGUGGUCCUAGUCCUAGACCGCGUGGUACUGGAAAUACACCUAAACCUACUCCUCGUUCAACAUCACCUAAUAAAAACCUUCAAUCUACAGGAUCAACAACAGAGUGGACUAGUACAAAUUGGGAUUCUGAUGAAUCUGAAGGUGAAGACAGUCUAGCUCGAGAUAUCAAACCAUUAUCUACCAGUCCUGUUCGUUCACCACCUAGAGCACAAACUAGAUUAAUACAAUCACAACCUAUACAACAACACAAUGAUGAUGAUGAAUGGGAUUCUGAUAGUGAUGAUUUCUCCAGUCCAAGACGUCCAGUUGUUCAACCUAGAUUAAUAAUCAGUAAACCUAAAGGAGAAAAUGUUUCUAGAAUAUCACAAUCUAUUGAAAAUCAAUUGAAUAAUCGAGGUAGUGUUAAAAAACCAGCAGGUUCAGUUAACACUAUACAGGGAACUGAAGGAUUUGAUGUUGAUGAUUUUGACUCUGAUGAAGAUGAUAAUGCUUUCAAACCAGCAACACAGAGACAUCAGAAUACUAGAAUGAGUCACAAUGAAACUGAUUUAUCUACUAAUACAUAUGGUACAAGUCAGUGGGGGUCAUCAUCUAAAGGUGUCAGUUCUGUGAAUCAAGAUAAAAGACCUCAAUCUAAAAGUUCCUUUGUCAGUGUAACAGAUGUCAGUUCUGAUGAAGAAUUAGAUUUAAAUAAUAUAUAA